AUUUUUAUUUUUAAUGGAUUAAAAGUUUGAAAAUUGGUUACCCCUAGAAUCUAAUACAAAUCUGUUAAAUAAAUAUCUAGGAAAUCUAGGAGUAAAUACUGAUUUUGCAAAUUUUGUAGAUAUUGUAAGUUUUGAACCUGAAUUUUUAAUACCCAGUAGUUUAGGAGCAUUAUUUGUUUAUCCAGAUUCUCCUGCUAUAAAUAAUUAUUUUUUUGAAUAAGGUGACAAAAUGUUUGAGAAGGCAAUUCCAGAAUCUCUUUAUUAUAUGAAAUAAAUAGCAGAGAAUGCCUGUGGGACUAUAGCAAUUUUACAUAUAUUAGCAAAUAUUCCAAAAGAAUAUUAAUUUAUAAUAAAUGAAGAAAGCUUUUGUCCUUAAUUUAUAUAGAAUACAUAAAAUAUGACACCAGAAUAAAGAGCAGAAUAUUUGAAAAAUUGUAAAUUAGAAAUAAAAAAAAAAGAUGGUUAAGUGAAAUCUUUAUAAGAUGCUCAUAAAGAAGUAGCUUAAGAAAAUUUAGAAAAUUAAAACAUUGAAUUAAAAGCAGGACAUCAUUUUAUUGCAUUUGUUUGGCAUAAUGGAAGUGUUAUAGAAUUAGAUGGAAGAAAGAAAGGUCCUAUAAAUUAUACUGAUUGUUAAUAGGAAUUAUUUUUAGAAAAAGUCAUAGAGAUUUGUUAAAAACAUUAUAUUGAGAAAGAUGAUAAAGAGAUAGGAUUUAAUUUAAUGGCAUUUUAAAUAGGAUUUGAAUGA
This is a messenger RNA of Paramecium sonneborni, 745 nucleotides long. Lineage: Eukaryota; Ciliophora; Oligohymenophorea; Peniculida; Parameciidae. The record is from the annotation of a GenBank genome assembly.